Agelaius phoeniceus (red-winged blackbird) is the source of this 4824-nucleotide messenger RNA. RefSeq names its product ERCC excision repair 6 like 2 (gene ERCC6L2). Lineage: Eukaryota; Metazoa; Chordata; Aves; Passeriformes; Icteridae. The record is from RefSeq and is a predicted model, not a curated record. Gene Ontology annotation, molecular function: ATP binding.
CGGCGCUCCGGGGCCGGCCGCGGUGCGGGCAGCGGGGACAGCCACGGCGCCUGAGGCGCCCCGGGCCCUCCCUCGGCGCCCGCACCGCCGUGACCCGCCCGGCGGAGGGGCGGAGGUGGGUCCCGAGCGCGCCGGUGCUCCUCCGCCCCCGGUGCCUCCGCCCGCGGCCCCCGUCGGGCUUUGCACCGCCAAAAGUUAAAAUGUGUGGUGAUGGUGUCCCAGAUCAUUGGCGUAUUGGGGAGAAAUGCCUUGCCCCUUGUUUUGAAAAUGGAAAACUUCAUGAAGGAACAAUAACUUCUCUUGAAAAGGACAAGAAUGGAAAAUCAUUUGCUGUUGUAUCAUUCUUGGAGUCUGAAGAAAGAAAAAUACUAAUAACAAAACUUUGUAAAGUCAAAGACAGUAGAGGACCCUGGAAAAGCUUAAUAUUUGAUGAAGGUGAUCUGGAAAAGCCAUAUUUUCCUGACCAAAAUCUUCCAUCUCCUGGAGUUGCUUUUAAAUUAUCUGACAAUGGCGAUUUUAUCCCGUAUACAAUUAACAGAUACCUGCGUGAUUAUCAAAGGGAAGGAGCCCAGUUUCUGUAUAGACACUAUGCUAAUAAAAGAGGGUGUAUUCUUGGAGAUGAUAUGGGCCUUGGAAAGACAAUACAGGUCAUUUCAUUUUUGGCUGCAGUAUUGCACAAAAAGGGAACACGUGAGGAUAUUGAAAAUAAUAUGCCGGAGUUUUUACUGCGGACAAUGAAAAAGGGCUCAGAUUGUAAUCCCAAGAAGACUUUCCUCAUAGUGGCCCCUCUUUCAGUGCUGUACAACUGGAAGGAUGAGUUAGACACAUGGGGAUACUUUAAAGUCUCUGUCUUACAUGGCAGUAAAAAAGAUGAUGACUUGAGUCGCAUCAAGCAAGGGAAAUUUGAAGUUGCUCUUACAACAUAUGAGAUACUUCGCCUAUAUUUGGAUGAAUUUAACAGUAUAGACUGGUCUGCUGUGAUAGUGGACGAAGCACAUAGAAUCAAGAAUCCAAAGGCUCAAAUAACUCAAACCAUGAAGUCAUUAAAAUGCCGUGUUCGCAUAGGUCUUACUGGAACCAUUCUUCAAAACAAUAUGAAGGAACUUUGGUGUGUUAUGGACUGGGCUGUACCAGGACUUUUAGGUAGCAGAGUGCAUUUCAAGAAGAAAUUUUCUGAUCCAGUGGAGCAUGGCCAGAGGCACACUGCAACUAAAAGAGAGCUAGCAACCGGUCGUAAGGCCAUGUUGAAUCUAGCAAGAAUAAUGUCUGGCUGGUUUCUGAGACGUACCAAAGCGCUUAUCAGUGAUCAGUUGCCAAAAAAGGAAGACAGAAUGGUGUUUUGUUCCCUCACUGAAUUCCAGAGGGCUGUGUACCAGGCUGUGCUAGAGACAGAUGAUGUAACCUUGGUGUUAAGAGCAGGAGAGCCCUGUAGCUGCAACAGUGGCCGUAAGAGGAAGAACUGUUGUUACAAAGUAAAUGCACAUGGUGAAACAAUUAAGUCAUUGCGCUUCAGUUACCUAAUGAUCCUACAGAAGGUUGCAAAUCAUGCUGCACUGCUGCAGACAGACAACACUAGCAAACUGCAGGAAGCGCAUAUCAAACGAGUUUGCAGCCAGGUAUUUUCCAGUUUUCCAGAUUUUGUGCAGUUAAGCAAAGAUGCAGCCUUUGAAACUAUUUCAGAUCCAAAAUAUAGUGGAAAAAUGAAGGUCCUUCAGCAGCUUUUAAAUCACUUCCGAAAAAAUAAGGAUAAAGUUCUUCUUUUCUCCUUUUCCACAAAGUUGCUUGAUGUGCUAGAACAGUACUGCAUGGCAUCUGGGCUAGAUUACCGAAGACUUGAUGGAAAUACAAAAUCAGAAGAUAGGAUCAGAAUUGUGAGAGAGUUCAACAGCCUUCAGGAAAUUAACUUAUGUCUUGUAUCUACAAUGGCUGGUGGACUGGGUCUUAAUUUUGUUGGUGCCAAUGUUGUUAUACUGUUUGAUCCUACAUGGAAUCCAGCAAAUGAUCUUCAAGCAAUUGACAGAGCUUAUAGAAUUGGCCAACACAGAGCUGUUAAAGUGUUUAGAUUGAUAUCCUUGGGAACUGUGGAAGAGAUGAUGUACUUGCGACAAGUGUAUAAGCAGCAACUUCACUGUGCAGUGAUUGGAACUGAAAAUGCCAGGCGGUAUUUCGAGGCAGUGCAAGGAUCAAAGGAACAUCAAGGAGAGCUUUUUGGGAUUCAUAACCUUUUCAAACUUAGGACUCAUGGGUCCUGUCUUACCAAAGACAUACUGGAGAGGGAAGGACAGGUAGAAGCAGGAGUCAUGACAGCAACCACAUGGCUGAAGGAAGAGAAUCGUUCGUGCAGCUCAGAAAAGUAUGAACAACCAGACUGUCAAGAAGAUGGAGAUCCCCAAAGCAUUCAGGCACAAUUAAAAAGAGAAGAAACUGAUUUUUGGGAUGAUUUGAGUGAUGAUGAUAUUCUGGAGAGUUCUGUGAAAAAAUCUGACAGAAGGAAGCCAUGCAAUGAAAAUGUAACAAAAGGACAGCUUUCCUUAAUGCAGUGUGGAUUCUCUAAGUUGUUGCAGAGAGAAAUUGAGACUACCAGAGAAGGGGGUCACAAUUUUGACUCUCAUCAUUCAAGUUUUGAUUCUCACACUGUAAGAAAAAAUGUAAAUAGCAAGCACGAUGGUUUUCAGAAAUGUCAAACUAGUGUGCCUGUUUUGGAGCAUGGGAAAGCUGUUCUGUCUCCAAAUGGAAGUGAUAAACAAAGUAUGCAUAGUACAGCAUGGCUUGGUUUAUCAGGCUCUGAGGAGGAAGGCGACACAAAAAAUGAGAAUCAAAGCAUUUUAAAGCAAUGUGACAUAGUCAUGGAAACUGAAAGUAGUUCUGAAGCAGAGGAUGAUGUCAUCUUUCCUACCCAAGUUCAAGUAUGCCAGCAACCAGUACUUACUAAAGAAGUUAAAAUACAUAGGUCAACAUCUGAAAAUUGUGAAGAGUUAGAAAAAGCUGGGUUUGUAUUUAAGGGAAACAGUAGACAAUUUGGAUUCCACAGGACUGAGUCAAAUUUUGCCAUGUCUUUUGAAGAUGUCAAGAAUGACGUAGAUUUGAAAGGAACGAGCGAUGUAAGCGAUGAGUCUGAUGAUAUUGAACUUCCCCAUAAUUCUGAAUCAAGAAAGCCAGGAACUCUGAGUUUUCCCAAGUGGAAGAAAUCUCUACCACAAGCAAAGAAGCCCUAUGGAAAAGGAAAGGAAAGUGAUUCCCAGAAUAUAGAUGAAUUCUCAUCCUCUGAAGAUAACUUUCCAGUUGAGAAAAUUCAUGCCAGGAAGAAAAGCUAUAGGAGUAAACAGAGUAGCAGAAUUCAGUUUGGGUCUAAAAUGCUGUGUCCUAUUCAAGACACAUCUGCUGCACAAAUGAAGUCAAGUAAUUAUGCUAUGCAUAGCACUUACGCAAGUAAAACUGUAUUUGAGCAUCAAGAGAAAAGAAUGGAAUCAAUGGACAAAUAUUUAGAUGGCGUUCAAGAAGUGGCAUAUAUUCACUCAAAUCAGAAUGUGGUUGGGUCCAGCAAGGCUGAAAAUCACUUGAGCCGAUGGGCGGUGCACGACGUGUUUGAGUUGAAGCAGUUUUCCCAGCUCCCUGCUAAUGUAGCUGUCUAUAGUGCCAAGCUUGGUUCUUGUUGGUAGCUUGUUUAAUUGCAUUUGGAAUACACACAAAUCUGGAAUAAAUUCAGGUACAUCUUUCAUAUUUUUUAUUCUUACUACACAAUGCUCUGAUUAUCUGGGUACUUGGUUGCUUGCUUUGUAAUAAACAUUUGCAAUUUCCUAGACUGAUUUUUAAGAUAAACCACAAGCACAGAAUAAGUCAUUGAUGAAUGUGCAGCUUAGUCUUUACAGACACAUUAGCUAUCCUUACAGAAAUUGUAGACAUAUGACUGUGUUGUUCUGGGGUGUUGAACAUCCACAGUGGCCAGAAGAGUUUCUUCCAGUGCUGUUGUUUUACUGUAUUUAAUUAAGCCAUUAGCAGAGUUGCCAAAAAUUUUUAUACUGUGAAGAUCAAACCAGGCGAACCAGUAAAAGUAAGGCCUUUUCAAUUUUAACACAUUUGCAUUAGAAUGUUCCUCAUUAGCAGAAAAGUUGGUCAAAAAUACUCAAGAGUACGGUAGGAAGGUACUUAUUAAUUGGCAAUGGCUGACAACAUUAUUAAAACCAAAUAAAAAUGAAAGAAAACUUUGAAGAGAGUAUUUUGAGUAAAUGUCUGUGAUCCACCUCUGUUAAAAACUAGUUUGUGAUGUUCAUGUAACUUAGAGCUUAUUAUGUAGAGUUAUGUGACUGCAAGUAUUGCAAAUUAACUUACCUUGAUUAACUCAUCAGGUUUUUUAAGGUAUGCACUUUUCACUCAGAAGCAACAGUAGUAUCAUUUCUCUUGGAGAUCUAAGUAGGAAGAGCAUCAAAACAUACAGAGAAGGCUGCCUCUCUGUUUUUUCACUUCCUGUUAUUCAUUUACAUAAAGGCACUAAAGUAGAAAUAAAAGAUAGAUGACUGCCUAUUCUUAGAUGUGGCGUUUUGAGCUUUUUGUGGUCUGCUUAAAAGAGAGCUUCUUAUACAAUUUUGAAAGGUUCUCUACUUAGAAUUUUAUUGAUACUGUUUUUCUUUCUUCAUUACUUGGUAUUUCCUUAGAAGACAUUUUGUGAAAAAACAUGGUCACUGUUGUGCUUCUGGCCCUCAGGCUUUUGCUGAAAGUUAGGACAUUCACUGUCUCAGCAUCUACCUGUUUUAUCAUAAAUAAUGCUGCUUAAUAAAAAUGUUUUUCAGUAGAUUAAAGUAGCAUCAUGUGUAAUAUUAAACAUAC